Messenger RNA from Lachnellula hyalina, 1959 nucleotides. RefSeq names its product Inner kinetochore subunit (gene cnp3). Bases 1 to 1959 code for a protein of 652 amino acids. Gene Ontology annotation, biological process: kinetochore assembly; spindle attachment to meiosis I kinetochore; attachment of mitotic spindle microtubules to kinetochore. Gene Ontology annotation, cellular component: kinetochore. NCBI's taxonomy places the organism in Eukaryota, Fungi, Ascomycota, Leotiomycetes, Helotiales, Lachnaceae. The record is from RefSeq and is a predicted model, not a curated record. Gene Ontology annotation, molecular function: centromeric DNA binding. The transcript is spliced from 4 exons.
AUGGCGCCAAAUGGAACUGCUGCGCUGCCAAAGCGCAAACCAACGGAGAAUCAAUUCCUAUUCGACUUAGGAAAGCGAGGAAGAAAGACUGGUCUUACGCUGCCCGAUAAAGGAAUUCGAGACGAGAAUGGAUUCGAGCCUAUAGAUGACCUAUUCUCUUCGCCCGCAAAACCUUCCAAUGGCAGACCAAACAAAAUGAACGGUGUACAGAAGAACGCCAAUAGGACUAUCUCAAGCGAGGAGGAUAUGGACGUUGGCGAGAGUACGAUACCAGAACCUGAUGAAGUCCUCGAAAAGCGAGCAAGUAUUCGACUCCCGCCACCGCGAUCCAAAUCACCAAUCAAGACAUUUCUACAAUCUCCUGCCCGAAGAAACCCAUCCAUCGCCCCUGUUUCAUCACCAACACGAGGCACCAUCGUCGCACCAAGGUCGGCCUCAGUAUCUGCAUCUGUGCGGCGAAAGCUGGAUUUCUCAAAUGCCACUGAUGAGAACUCCGUGGAAACUGCUAGCGCGACAAAGAAACGAGCAGCCUCAGCCCUCCCUCUUGUGGGCAAACUAACCAACGGCAAUCAUCUCCAAAGCCUCAAGCAACCGCGCUCUUCGGACGAUAGCGUAGAAGAACUCGAUACGGCUGUAGACUAUGGCACUGCAGAUAACGGCGAAGAUUCAUUUCAAUUGGUCAACAAUGAUGGUGAGGACGACUUUCAAAUGGUUGAAGCUGAGGAUGAUGCGGAACCCGAACCACGAGAUGCAGAGCCAGACGAGGAUGACGAGUCUGAGAUAUCCGAUAUUCAGCCAGUAAAAAAAGGAAAGCGGAAAUCACCAAUUCUUGACGAGCCAGUAAACCCUGCGAAGAAGAGUCGAGGCGCACGACCAAAAAAGGCCAAUCCGGCCCCUGUUGAAGAAGAGGAAGAAGAGCCAGAGGAAGCCCAAGAAGAGCAAGAACCGGAACGGCCAGCCAAAAGAGCCCGACGUUCUCUCGACAAAGCCCCAGAAGCUCCCAAAACUAAGGGUAGAACGAAAAAGACUGCUCAAGCUGCGGGACCUGCCCCGGAAAAGCCAUCUAAGAAGGCAGCUGGAAAGUCUCGGCAGAGUGGUGAAGCUUCGAAUGCCUCAAAAACAAAGGCCAAGGCCCCGAAAUCAGCAUUAGCCACUAUAUCAGAAGACUCCCCCGCAGUCAAGCGCGGUCCUCCCUUGCCUAGAAACAACCGCGGACUCAUCAUACUACGCCGGGAAACUCCAGCUCUAAGCACCGGAUUCAACAUGACUCGCUCUGGCCGAAAUUCCAUAAAGCCUCUCGCGUUCUGGAGGAACGAGAGAGUCGAAUAUGCCACGGAGUCUCAAGACGAAAUCGAAGACAGUUAUGGUAAAUUCUUGCUACCUAGAAUCAAGGAAGUACUCCGCACAGACGAGGUUGAUGAACGAAAGCCUCACCGGCCGAAGAGCAAGGCGAAGCCAUCUAAAAGCAAGAAGCGUGCAGAGCCAGAGCCAGAAAAGGAGGAGGAAGUUGAGCCUUGGGAGGCGGCACCUGGUCGCAUUGAAGGCGUCGUUAGGGCAUGGGACCCGGAAGAUCCAACAGGUCAGGAUACCGAAGACCAAGAACAAGAGAUUGCUUUGUCUUCAGCUGCAAUCAUUACCCAAGUCGUAAAAGACGGGUCUUUCAAAUUUGCCAAAACACUCACGCUACCUUUCUUUGGCUCUGGAAUACUUGAUUUUAGGCCAGGCGACAAGAAGAAGUCUAAGUGUUCGAGGAAGAUGCAGAUGGUGUUCUUUGUGCAUUAUGGACGCGUGCAGGUCACGGUUAAUGAGGAAAACGUUUUUAGGAUUGGAAAGGGAGGCAUGUUUCAGGUCCCGAGAGGAAACUUUUACACCAUCGAAAAUGACUAUGAGCAGCCGGCUAGGAUCUUCUUUAGUCAAGGCUGCGAGGUUGAAGUGGAAGAAGAAGUGCUGCAGGAAUGA